GAACAGCAGCAACGAAAAGACCUCAAAACAAUUUCAUCACCGCCCUCCCCCAGACGAAAACUUCAAUCUUCUCCACGUCGAAUCUCUCUCGAUUCUGCUAAGCCUUCUUCUUCUUCGUCUUUCCUCCCCACUCAGUGUUUGUUCGCUGCUUCAACUCCUUCAGUCACAAUGGCCGCUGCUCAGGUUUCUCUGUCCGAGCCCAAGAAGCUCGAGGGCUUCUCGCUCUACUCCCGCUUCGCCCUCGCCGGCGCUGUCUGCUGCUCCGUCACCCACGGUGGUCUGACUCCCGUCGAUGUCGUCAAGACCCGUAUCCAGCUCGACCCCGUCACCUACAACCGCGGCCUCAUCGGUGGCUUCCGCCAGGUCAUCCAGAAUGAGGGCGCUGGCGCUCUCCUGACCGGUGCCGGCCCUACCUUCGCCGGUUACUUCCUGCAGGGUGCCUUCAAGUUCGGCGGUUACGAGUUCUUCAAGUCCCAGUUCAUCAACGGCCUGGGCCUUGAGACUGCCUCCAACAACCGAACUGCCAUCUACCUGGCCUCCUCUGCCGCCGCCGAGUUCUUCGCCGACAUUGCCCUCUGCCCUCUCGAGGCUACCCGUAUCCGUCUCGUCUCUGAGCCCACCUACGCCAACGGCCUCAUUGGCGGUUUCUCCAAGAUGCUCAAGAACGAGGGUAUCGGCGCCUUCUACGCCGGUUUCGGACCCAUUCUCUUCAAGCAGAUCCCCUACACCAUGGCCAAGUUCGUCGUCUUCGAGAAGGUUUCUGAGGCUGUCUUCCGUACCUUCCCCAAGGAGAGCCUCUCCGACGGCAUGCAGACCACUGCCAACCUGGGCUCUGGUCUGAUUGCUGGUUUCGCUGCCGCUAUCGUUUCUCAGCCCGCCGACACCAUGCUCUCCAAGAUCAACAAGACCAAGGGUCUCCCCGGUGAGGGCACCACCAGCCGCCUGAUCAAGAUCGCUCGUGAGCUUGGUCUCCGUGGCUCUUACACCGGUAUCGGUGCUCGUCUCUUCAUGGUCGGAACCCUGACUGCCGGUCAAUUCGCCAUCUACGGUGAUCUCAAGAAGGCUCUGGGCGCCGUCGGCGGUGUCGAGAUUGCCAAAUAAAUGCACUUCUAACGACUUGACGACAAAAAAACGGAGUAUGAGGAAGACGCGUGAAGACAAAAGUUGGACCGAGAUUUCGAAGAUGGGGCAGCUAUAUGGAUACUGCCCAAGGGCUGGGCUUUCCUACCAUAUAGAAGGGAAACAGUCUUGAUUUUGACGGGGAACUUAAGGUUCCCUGUUUGGUUGUUUGGCCGGGUUGAAGGAUGCGGUUCUAGAAACAGGCGCUGGUAUACAUCUCUUGGUUGCCUAGAGUAGAGUAUAGAGUCGGCAGACCACUUGGCACCCCCGCUAAGGGUUGUAUAAUAGUCAAUCUUCUUGCGUUAUCUAAUAGACUUGGUUAAAGCCA
This is a messenger RNA of Trichoderma citrinoviride, 1447 nucleotides long. RefSeq names its product mitochondrial carrier. Gene Ontology annotation, biological process: mitochondrial phosphate ion transmembrane transport. The record is from RefSeq and is a predicted model, not a curated record. The transcript has 5 exons. Gene Ontology annotation, cellular component: mitochondrial inner membrane. Bases 169 to 1101 code for a protein of 310 amino acids. NCBI's taxonomy places the organism in Eukaryota, Fungi, Ascomycota, Sordariomycetes, Hypocreales, Hypocreaceae. Gene Ontology annotation, molecular function: phosphate transmembrane transporter activity.